AUUUAGUUUGUGCUUAGUGGGGAGGUGGCUGGGUAAGAAAAGGAAUGAAGGGUCAGUGGCUUCUUCUCAUGGUUGUAAUGACGCUGAGAACACGGCUUUGUAAUUUGAGGCGCUGGCACAUGAGAGGUAUGAGAUGGUGAGCAGGGUGCUUGGCCAGGAAUUAAUCUGACAGGCAGGAAGGAGCAAAACAUGACUGAGAGUUUGGAGUUAAGUGUCUAACAUUUUUGCAGGCUGCAGAUACCUUGGCUGUGAGACAGAAGCGACGGAUCUAUGAUAUCACAAACGUCCUGGAAGGCAUCGGGUUGAUCGAGAAGAAAUCCAAGAACAGUAUCCAGUGGAAAGGGGUGGGUCCUGGCUGCAACACACGUGAAAUAGCACACAAACUUAUCGAGCUGAAGGCAGACAUAGAGGACCUGGAGCAGCGGGAACAGGAGCUGGAGCAGCAGAAGAUGUGGGUUCAGCAGAGCAUCAAAAAUGUUACAGAAGAUGUGCAGAACAGUCGAUUAGCGUAUGUGACACAUGAAGAUAUCUGCAAGUGCUUCACAGGAGACACCCUCCUUGCAAUUCGAGCCCCAUCAGGCACACGUUUGGAGGUUCCCAUCCCCGAGGGCCUAAAUGGGCAGAAGAAAUACCAGAUCCAUCUGAAGAGCACAAGUGGUCCUAUUGAUGUUCUCUUAGUAAACAAAGAUGCUUGGAGCUCUCCUCCUGUUGUACUACCUGUCCCUCCCCCUGAAGACCUUAUUCAGUGCCAGGCAGUUGCACCCUCAAAACCUCAGAUACCACCGCUCACCCACUUCCAGGAGGCAUCUGUUCCCAGCAGCACCCAGCCCUCUACACCGACACCCACCAGCACUCAGGACCACAGCCCUCCCGCGCAGAAAGCCACAGGCACGGAAUGUGGUGUCUCGGCAGCAGAAUCCAAGAGCAGCGGCAACUUCGAGCCCCUGGGCAGUGCCGGGUUGGAUACGCAGCCGCUGCAGUCCUCUGCCUCACUGGACAGCGGCUCCGUCCUACCCAGCCCCUCUACCUCCUUUGAGCCCAUCAAACCUGACCCCACAGGAAUACUGGAACUUCCCAAAGAGCUGUCAGAGAUGUUUGAUCCAACGAGAGAAUGUAUGAACUCUGAGCUGCUGGAAGAGCUGAUGUCAUCUGAAGUGUUUGCUCCCUUGCUCCGCCUCUCCCCUCCACCUGGAGAUCAUGACUACAUCUACAACCUGGAUGAGAGUGAAGGUGUCUGUGACCUCUUUGACGUGCCUGUCCUCAACCUCUGACUUCUCAGCACAGCUGUGAGCCUCGCAAACACAGACAGUUUUGUAACUCUUUGCAAAGUGUCUAUUUUUGGAUUCCUUUUGUGCUAGAGCUCGAUGAGUGAGCGAUUCAGAGAUGCCCUCAUAUGGACUCAGAACCAAGAGAUGUGGACUUGCAGGCUGGGAGCCUCCCCGCAGCUUCUUCCUCUUCCUCUGUUGCACGUGCAAGGUGCGUGUGCAACUCACCCCACCGCAUCUCUCUCGCCACUAGAUCCUGGGCCUCACUUCAAAGGGUCUGUGUUUUGAGUGUUCCCAGUUCACCCGUAGAGUUUGUCCAUGUGCCUCUCCGAGCUUCCUCAAAUCUGCAUGCCUUGGUUUUUCCUGCACUCCCAGAGGCACUUUGCACCUCCUAGGUACCAGCUGCUACAAGGAGCCCUGAUAUCGUGGUCAGUUCACAAGCCCGGAGGUAGUUAGAUUUCUCAAUGUGAGCAGUUCAGACUGGGGUGGUUUUAUUUCUGAGUGAAAACGAGGAAAAAAAAAAAUGGCACCAAAGUGUCCAUUUCUUCCAGUGACUUCAGACCAAGCUAGUAUGUUUUACAAGAAAAAGCACUUUUUUUAGCCAGCUGUGCCUCCUAGUAGGACCCAGGGGCUGAGCCUUUCCCUGCUCAUGCAGCAGCAGGAGUGCUGGUUCUGUGUUUGCCAGCCUGCUGAUGCAUGAGCCCAGGGGCUCAGCUCCCUGUACUUGCAGCUGGGCUGUUUCUACAGGGCUAAAGAAGAGGUGCCAGUAUGGUUUUUUAAUUUUUAUUUGUUUUUGCCUGAGUGAAGAGAUGUUCAAAAGGAUAAGACUGCUCCAGCUGGUGCCUGUAAGGUACUCCAGGCGCAUCAGAGCCUGCUCAUGUUUGCAAGUAGCUGUCUUCUCCAAUCAUUGCACUUGAGCCUUCAGCUGUCUAAAAGGCAACCAAGCAGUAACAAUUCAGUAGUGCUUUGCUGUGGUAAGUUACAUAGGUGUUGUCAAAAUAGUGCUUCCCCCCUGCCCUUCCCCUUUUUCCCUCAGCAUCUGCUCAGGAUCAGGCUUUCUGUAUAUUUGAAUUUGCUCCCCUAGUGUCCAUACCCACACUCCCUGAUCCUGUGGCAGGUCACCACUUAGCAUGAUGCUUUCUCUGCAUCAUUUUUCCGCAAGAUUUUCUCCAUACCUUCUUCCACUGUAAUGGAAGGUCUGCUGUUGGAUUAUGAUGAUCAGGUGAUACCAGUCUUGGACGCUGUGCAGUUUAGUUGGAGUAAAACACGCUGAUGGAUUUGUGUUGUAUUUUACAAGCCCCAACUUUGAGUUUUGGUCAGAUGGUGUAUUUUGAGCGUCCUCAGUUUUGCACAUCUUCCUGCUGACACGGUGGUAGCAGCUGUCCUGCCUCUCCUGCUCAGCAAACUGCUGAGGAGAGGGCCAGGCCAGGAGCAUGGCUGGCUAUUGCAGAGAGGUAGCUCGAAGCCAUCCACAUAACCAGCUGAUGUUUAAGUUCUCUGCUUAGCUGCUCACCACCUGUGAACCACACAACCAGCUGGAGCACCAGGAAUAAGGGAUGUGAAGUCGUCGAUUCUUCGAGCCCACAGAGGGGAGAAGAGUAUAUGCCUGGGACCUGUGUCCUCAAGGUGGCUCCUCGGGCCAUCCUGUUCUGCGUGGGUCUCCCCCAGAAGAGCUGUCCCUCUCUGCAGCCCUGAAGCACUGGCGUCCUCUUUGGGAAAAGCCUCAAGAAUUCGGGAGGAACAACGGGACGCUCUCUAGUUUGGCAGCAGGCAGACAGCCGUGGCGUGGGACCCUGCCAGGGGGUGGACCUCCAGCCCGAAUGCAGCCAGACCCCAAACCUUCCCCCCUUCGCAUGGAAGCUGAAAUCCCUGGGCCCCGCACGCGUGUUAGCUAGGCUCUGUGGCUUUGGUGUAGUUUGAGCUCUCCGUGUACUGCCUGGCCCUCGCCCUCCCACGUGUUCAUGUUCGCCAGCAGAUAGACGACCUUGGGAAAAGGAAUAAUUUACAGUUGCAAAUGAACUUUUGAUUCAUAUAUAAAGAUUAUUUUUAUACUUUUUUGCAAGAAAAGAAGAUUGCCUGUAAUAUUUGUACAGUGUUCUCUGACAUGAAUAAACAA
Molecule: messenger RNA, 3381 nt
Organism: Athene cunicularia (burrowing owl)
Lineage: Eukaryota; Metazoa; Chordata; Aves; Strigiformes; Strigidae
Gene: E2F4
Product: E2F transcription factor 4
Exons: 9
Coding region: 450-1271 (273 amino acids)
Biological process (GO): regulation of transcription by RNA polymerase II
Cellular component (GO): RNA polymerase II transcription regulator complex
Molecular function (GO): protein dimerization activity; DNA-binding transcription factor activity, RNA polymerase II-specific; RNA polymerase II cis-regulatory region sequence-specific DNA binding
Source: RefSeq, a predicted model, not a curated record